Clunio marinus is the source of this 2020-nucleotide messenger RNA. The record is from the annotation of a GenBank genome assembly. Lineage: Eukaryota; Metazoa; Arthropoda; Insecta; Diptera; Chironomidae.
GUAUGCAUCUGACAAAAUAAAAAUUUGCUCGUCGAAUGUUGAGUAAACAUUUGUGAAUUAGUGAACCGCGAAACGGUGCUUUUUGGAAAUAUUUUAUUUGCUUUCUCUUUGGUGCAUGUGCAAAUAUUUAUUUGUUUUGAAACUAUGGUAUGGAAAUUGAAAAGUACAAAAUUGUUAAUUUAGCAUGUUGUUUUAUUGAAACUCUGAGAAUUGCUUUAUUAAAUUUUAAUUUCAUACUCGGGGGUGGAAUUCAUAAUUCUGUUGUCGAGAUGAAUAAAUAAAUGAAAAAGAGAAGGUUUUGAUGUGCGACUAUAAAUAUUGAAUGAUGGUGCUUUAUGAUAAUGAGAGAGAACAAAACGAGCAACAAUUACCAGCAGAAUGUUCGUCAUCGAGUCUUUCGAGGAAAUGGUGUAAAUUGAGACAACGUUGUGCUUCGUUUCAUGCAAUGAAAAGUUUGGAUUGUACAUCAGGCGAGGGACCAUCUUCGCUUCCAUAUCAAUUUUAUGAUAACGGAUUACCCGAAACAAUUCCCCAACAACAUAACUUCAUCCUAACUCACGACCCUCGUGUUAUCAUGUUAAAUGGAAAGCCCAUGAUGUAUUCGGUCAUAGAUAAUCGCAGCGGAAGCCGCAACGGAUACUACGCCGGAAACUUUCCUAUGACGUGCGAGCCUAUCAUUGAACAUCAACCGAUUAAACUUUGCAAAUGCAAAAGCCGCAUGUCUGCUUCGUCAUCAUCACUUAACUAUGACAUUAACGAGCCACAAAUGAUGCACGUCCUGAACCAACAAUCACGACUUCAGUAUUUUGAUGGUGAAAACGUUGUGAAGGCUGCUAAACCGAAAACACGAAGACUGAGCCUUUUCGGCAGUGAACGAAAGGCAAAGAAAGAAACGAAUAAGAACUUUGACUUGAAGCAAUUCAAGUCAGUGUCAAUGCGAUGUCAUCAUCACCAUCAACAUAUGAUGUACUUUCAAGAGCAACAAAUGUUAAUGCGACAACAACAAGAAGCCCAACAGCAGUCAAAAGAUACGAUCAAGAAUGGAAAGUUCAAUACAGUUGGAAGAAAGAAGCGGUCAAUUUACGACGUGUUUUUCAAUAGCAAUAAAUCAUCGUCAUCUGCAAGUGAAUCAGGCAUCCAACAGCCAACAUUUUACGUUCCUUUACCGACAGGGGAAAAUGGAAGCAUAAGUAAUCAACUAUCAAAGCACCAGCACAGACAAAACGGUGUCAAUCCGAUACGCUCGAUACGUUCACGUUCUGUCUGCGCCACUGACUCGUCGAAUAACGUUCGAACCUUGUUCAGAAAUAUUGAUAGCACACCAACUGCUACAAUUCAUGAACGAAGAAAGUCAAACAGUUUCAACCCACGAGAAUCUCUUGAAAUCACAUCAUUUCUUUUCAAUAAACUUCGAUUAGAUCGAAAUGGUUCAAGCAGUAAAUCGUCGACGUUCUCUGAACGAAGAGAAAGUUCUGAUGGGCAGUCUGAAGGGAAAAUUAGCAACAAAGAAGUGUCGAAUGAAGCGAACAUUAACCAACAUCUGACAAAGGAUGUGAUUGAUGGAAAAGGCAAAGCGACAAUAACGAACGGUAUUGACCAAUGCUCAAUGCCAAAGAAGAAUUCAGUCACGAAGAAUUCGCUUGCAUUAAGGAAAGUGCAAUUUAUAAAGAAACCUGGCUCCAAAGCGCUUGGAUUUUCUAUCGUCGGUGGCAUUGAUUCACCAAAAGGUAAAAUGGGAAUAUUCGUAAAGACAAUUUAUGAGUACGGACAAGCAGCUGAGAGUGGGCAACUUCGAGAAGGUGAUUUAAUACUCUCAGUAAACAAUCAACCACUUCAUGGUGUCACACAUCAAGAGGCAAUUAAUGUUUUUAAAGGAAUUAAAACUGGAAUCGUUGAGAUGAUUGUUGGUCGUGCACAAGCAAAUAUUUCUUCAUAAGUUUUAACUUUAUUUUCACAUAAAUAUUUUUUACCAAAACAAUAAUUUUUUUACUGACAAAAUAAAUAAUUUAACAAAUCAAAA